ACUCCCUACCUCUUCACUCACUUCUCAAAACUGACUGAGACUCCAUGAUGUUCAGCUUCAACCCCACAGACACCCCAAACCAGAACACCACCACUACCGCCGCCACCAACCCCCUUAAGCACCUCUUCGACACCAUCUUCUCCUACAACGGCAAUGUCAUGCUCGCUGCCUUGGUCUCCCUCCUCCUCGUCAUUCUCUUCGUCCUCCUCCUCCACGUCUACGCCAAAUGGUUCUUAGCUCAAGCCAACAACCGCCGCCGCGGCUCCAUGGCCGUCUCCCGCCGCGUCCUCGGCCCCAACCGCUUCCAGCAUUUCCACACCUUCACCUUCGACCCCAUCACCAACGACCUCACCACCAAUACUCCCAAGGGUCUUGACACCUCCACGAUCGCCACCAUUCCUCUGUUUGUGUACAAUUCUCAAGAGGAGCAUUUCCACCAGCAAAUCGAGUGUGUCAUUUGCCUUGCCCCAUUUGAGGACGACGAAGUUGGCCGGAGCUUGCCCAAAUGCGGCCACUGCUUUCACGUCGAGUGCAUCGACAUGUGGCUGCACUCGCACACCAGCUGUCCGAUUUGCCGGGCUCCGGUAGUCUCACUGUCACAGUCUGAUCAGCCCAAACCCGAGUGGUCGGGUCAGGAGUCUUCACCGGAAGCAGUAGUUAUUGAAGUUUCCGAUUCUGGGUAUGUUGAGAAUCAUCAUCAUCAUCAUCACGACGUUGUUGAAGAAACUAGUACUAAUUCUGUAGCAGAUGAAUCUUCAUCUUCACCAUUGAUGGUGGGUUGUUCGUUGAAGAGGAUGCUUAGCAGAAAUAGACAAGAAAUCAAGGUGUUCCCAUCUACAAAUGGGAAUGAUGCGAGUGUUUGAAUCUGUAAACC
Argentina anserina (silverweed cinquefoil) is the source of this 874-nucleotide messenger RNA. Its product is annotated as RING-H2 finger protein ATL17. The transcript has a single exon. Bases 45 to 863 code for a protein of 272 amino acids. The record is from RefSeq and is a predicted model, not a curated record. Lineage: Eukaryota; Viridiplantae; Streptophyta; Magnoliopsida; Rosales; Rosaceae.